CAUUGUAAUAGUUAGAGGAACUACAGAAUAAAAUACACUCACUAUUAAAUAGUAUAUAUACUGUGUAUACAGAAGAAGUAGUACUCAUCUCUUUUAUUUAAGUAAAAGUACCACAGUGUAGAAAUAUUAAAAGUCCUGCAUUUUGAUCAGUUUUGACAUCAAAACAUACUUGAAGUACCAAAAGUAAGUAAGUAAUCAAUUAGCAGUAAAGCCCAGUAUCAUCAUCAUCAUCAUCGUCAUCAUCAUCACUUUUAACAUUCCCAUUAUCCUCCUCACCGUCAUCCACUCAUCAACAAAAUGGCUGUCGGAAAGGUGUCCUCUGCGCAUGCUCGGCGCACCUCUGGCAGGGAGGGCAGGGCAGGUAUCUCUCCGCAGCCUGUUGACUGACACACACUCCCGGCUCACACCACAGCAUGCGGCGGCAGGAGGCGCGAGGAGACAGCGACUGAUCAGAGCCCCGCAGCAUCGCCACCCUCUGCUCGAACCCGGCCUCAGCUCGGAGCAGCCGCGCUGCGCUCGGACCGGAGACUUUGACUGGAGUUUGUGAUUUUCUAUCCGGCCGCAGCAGAGCGACGAACGGCCAGAGACACCGGCCCUCACUCAGGUGAGAGGAAACUUCAUCCGCUUCCAGCUGCAAACAGGCAGGAAUUUGCGCACGGCUUUUACGCACAGGUGGACUCUUUGGAAGAGUCAUGGUUCUCCGGGGGAAGCUGGGAAUCUAAGCUCCCCGAGCCCGAGGAACUGGACCAGCAGGACGCAGAUUUGUUCAUAUCUCCUCCAUCUUCCUCAUCGCUCAGCUCCAGGUGCUUACGAUGUUUCAGCACAGCAAUAACAAGAAAUGCUUCACCAUAGAGUCUCUGGUCGGGAAGGAGGCCAUUAGCCACAGCAGCGGCGGCUCGGGGGAUGAGCCCAUUCGGCCCACGGCGCUCAGGUUCCCGGAGUCCCUGCACCCCGCCGCCGCCGCUGCCGGCGUCUUCGGCUCCUGCUUCCAGGGGAGCAGCGGAAGGACUUUGUACUCGGCCGGGCCGGACUUGGUGCUGCAGGAGCCCGGGACGCACACGCAGAGCCCCGGCGGACUACCACUGCACCCGCUGCAGAUUCCCCCGCAGAGCUUCUUCAGCCCGCAGCACCGUGAGGCGCUCAGCUUCUACCCCUGGGUGCUGCGGAGCCGGUACCUGGGACAUCGCUUCCAAGGAGAGGACAGCAGUCCAGAAAACUUGCUGCUUCACGGUCCAUUCUCCAGGAAACCUAAAAGGAUCCGGACAGCAUUCUCGCCCUCGCAGCUGCUCCGUCUGGAACGAGCCUUCGAGAAGAACCACUAUGUAGUCGGCGCCGAGAGGAAGCAGCUGGCUAGUGGGCUGUGCCUGACUGAGACACAGGUGAAGGUAUGGUUUCAGAACCGCAGGACAAAGCACAAGCGUCAGAAGUUGGAGGAGGAGUCUCCUGAAGCUCAGCAGAAGAGGAAGGGCAAUCAGCAUGUGAACCGCUGGAGAGCAGCCACUCAGCAGCCAGGAGGCGAGGACGUGGACGUCAUCAGUGACGACUAGACUGCAGCCAACACACACAGUCACACACUCAAAAUCGCACACAUUUUCCGACAGUCAUGUUGCUUUGAGUCAAACAUCUCAAUAAGUUUAAAAGUGCGUUCAAACGUUUUUUCACAUGCUUACAUGAAUAAAGGCAAUAAUCAGACACACAGGAAAAGGACAGGCUAAUUGAGCUAAUGUGGCUGACAGGCUCAGUGUUAAAACCCCUCACCGAAGACUUCGGCUUUUUCUUCAUUAAAAUGUUCACACUUAACAGAAAGUAAAGACCAUCAUAAGGAUGAAGUCAGGUGAGGUUUUUUUUGGGUAAAGUUAAAACAAUGAUGGACAAAACUUGAACCUGAACCAAAAUAAUCACUGGUGUAAGUGUAAAUGCUUUUUCUGUGGUAUUCUGCUUAAACAGCAAUGAGGAUCCUGUGGGAUGUUAAACUGUCCCACAGACCUGUGUUGGAAAUGAAUACGUUUAAUAUAGUAAAUAAGACAUAAAAGGUUUGUCACUUUGCGAAAGAGCUGAAUUCCCUGUACAAAAGAAAACAGUGGAACAAACAUGUGCCCAAACAUGUGUAAAAGGCAGACAUUGAACGCAUCAUAAGUCGACAGGAAAACUCAGAAACACAAACUGUAUUUUAUUCUGGCAGAUUUGAGAGCUGGUCAAGACAGAAUUAAAUGUGUAACUGAUGUUUUGAGGGUUGAGUUUUCAGAUUUGGGUUAGCAACUGAGCUGACCCCUGUGCUAGUUGGUAAAUUUCAAAAUAAAAGUUCUUCUGUAACUUCUGUAAGCACAUUUCACUCCUCAAAGCAGACGUCAUACUUGUGUUUCAUGAAGUUGAUUUCAUUUGAAGUAGUACUGAUCUGUUGCCACUUAUACAGAUAAUGUUUUAACAUUUGCUCAGACCGAUGGUCAGCCAGCAGCCCAGUUGCCAGAAUGAAAAUGUUGGCUUUUUUUGCAAACCGUGUGUUUAAAAUUGCAAGGUGAAGAAAUAUGAAGUUUCAGCAUAUCCCUGGUUUGUAGAAACAUACAUUUACAUACAUAACAUUUAUCCUGGCAUUUGGGUUGCAGGUGGAAGUUUUUCUUCUUUAGAUUUGUUUGCUUUUACAUUCUGCUUUGAUUUGCUCUCAAAUCUCCAGUUAAAGUUUGACUAUGGCUCAAAGUUUGUUCUGUGUAACAGACAUAAUAAGGUUCCACUAAACUGGACCCAAACCUUCUUAAUAUAAAAGAUGCCAAGACUUGAACUUAACAUUCAGCAUUUAGACAGUUUACAUCUUUCUUUGCUACGCAGAUUUACAGAUUAUACACACAUCCAUGCAUUGCAGUAAACAUGAAAAACACUCAGACACAAAACACAGAUUGCUGACAACGUACCUUUCUGAGGACUGAUAGAUGUAUUCAUCUAAACAGCAGGGAAUAGUCUCCUGUUAGAGACAAUGCUAAAAAAAAAAAAAAAAAACUCAGCCACGAAAGAGGAGCUUAAAAAUCUAACUUCCUGUUGGAGCUUGUCUGCAAAAAGAGAGAAAUAAACUGGAGUCCAAACGUG
Molecule: messenger RNA, 3078 nt
Organism: Scatophagus argus
Lineage: Eukaryota; Metazoa; Chordata; Actinopteri; Scatophagidae
Gene: emx3
Product: empty spiracles homeobox 3
Exons: 3
Coding region: 813-1547 (244 amino acids)
Biological process (GO): neuron differentiation; central nervous system development; regulation of DNA-templated transcription
Molecular function (GO): DNA binding; DNA-binding transcription factor activity, RNA polymerase II-specific
Source: RefSeq, a predicted model, not a curated record